GUGAAAACAAAACUCUUAGACACGAAACAGUCGCGAGUAUUCAACCGGUAAACAUGUGGGCAUCGGCUUAGGAGCAUCCCAACUGCAAAUAAUAGAAAAUGUUGCUGGGCCCCAACAGAGAGAUACUGUCUGUGUUCAGAGGCAAGCGAUAUUCAGAGACAAUCUCAGCUAAGUAAAGAUUUAUAUUGGAUUUCCCUCGAAACAGUUUAGGUACUAAGGGAGGAAUUAUUUUUCGGAGGCUGUUGCCUUUUCGUGUGGUGUGAACCUCAGUAAGUCAACAUGGGUAGUGGGGGUUCUUCGUCGGCGCGACCGGCGGCUGGAGUUGCGGCUAACGGAAAGCCACCCAAGGGGCGGACCGGCAAUGUGACGAACACUGAUACAGACAUAGGUAGACGUGGGCCGACGCAAGUAGUGAGGCAGUUGUACGCACCCUUUGGGGCACCGGCCGUUUAUCACGGGACCGUCCGGCCUAAGCCUAACUUCGAUGCCUCUAAGGAAGCCGAGAAUCUCAAGGUCGCCAUGCAAGGAGCAGGAACACAAGACAAUCUAUUGAUUGACGUGCUGACGUCUUGUGAUCGAAGCCAGAGACAACUGAUUGCGCAGGCGUACCAGAAGAAAUACGGAAAGGAUCUUCUGAAAGACUUAAAAGCCGAGAUCAGCGGCGACUACGAAAGCGUGGUAGCCAAGCUGAUGGAGUCGGCUGCUGGGUACGAUGCCUGGCUGCUGCACGAGACGAUGGAUGGUCUUGGGACGGAUGACGACGCGCUGAUAGAGAUCCUUAGUUUCCGGAGCAGAGAAGAACUCCAGGCCAUCCAGGCAGAGUACUAUAAUAGAUACCAGAGACAUUUGGCCGAGGACAUCAAAGGCGACACGAGCGGAAACUUCGAGAAGCUCUGCCUCAAACUGAUGGAGGGCUGCAGGGAUGCUCCUCACGUUCUGGUGCCGUCGUUUGCCGACGCAGACGCCAAGACCCUUUUUCAGGAAGGCGAGGACAGAAUUGGAACGUGGGACGAUCUGUUCAUAGACGUCUUCACUUCGAGGAGUUGGGACCAGCUGAGCGCGGUCUGUGACUCGUACAAGAGGCUUUACGGCAAGACUAUGGAGGAGGCGCUGGAAAACGAAUUCUCGGGAGAUAUUCUCUUUGGACUAAAGAAGCUCGUGGCCUUUGCGCGUGACAGGGCCGAAUAUUUCGCCACCAAAUUGUACAGCAGUAUGAGCGGUCUGGGCACCGACGACGAGCAACUGCAGCGGCUCGUCAUCAGCCACUGUCAGACCGACAUGCUGGAGAUCAAGGAAGCCUUCAAGAACAAAUUCGGCAAGACGCUCGGCAACAUGAUUCGAGACGACUGCUCCGACGGUGAAUUCGAAGGCUUCAGUUGGAACUUUCAAAUUAUCCAGGCUCGUUUCAAGCUUCCAGGGCCUACCUGCCCGUCCUAUUGCGUCUGAACGGCAACACCC
Messenger RNA from Acanthaster planci (crown-of-thorns starfish), 1458 nucleotides. Its product is annotated as annexin-B12-like. NCBI's taxonomy places the organism in Eukaryota, Metazoa, Echinodermata, Asteroidea, Valvatida, Acanthasteridae. The record is from RefSeq and is a predicted model, not a curated record. Gene Ontology annotation, molecular function: phosphatidylserine binding; calcium-dependent phospholipid binding; calcium ion binding. Gene Ontology annotation, cellular component: plasma membrane; cytoplasm; nucleus.